Molecule: messenger RNA, 8697 nt
Organism: Pangasianodon hypophthalmus (striped catfish)
Lineage: Eukaryota; Metazoa; Chordata; Actinopteri; Siluriformes; Pangasiidae
Gene: gak
Product: cyclin G associated kinase
Exons: 28
Coding region: 243-4109 (1288 amino acids)
Biological process (GO): regulation of clathrin-dependent endocytosis; protein phosphorylation; positive regulation of Notch signaling pathway
Cellular component (GO): cytoplasm
Molecular function (GO): ATP binding; AP-2 adaptor complex binding; protein serine/threonine kinase activity
Source: RefSeq, a predicted model, not a curated record
UGACGUAAACGCGUUACGUCCUGACGUCACGGCGUCACGCAAAAUACGGAAAUGAGUCCCUUUCGUUGUGACUCGGUGGUUAAAAUGGCUGAGUAGUUAGUGCUGGAACUCAAUUAAAACAAGAGAUUUGUUCGUUAGCGUGUGAAAGGAAGGGAAGGAGCGGGGUCUGUGCAGCGGUGUAGCCGGGCUGUGGGUGUCUGAGGCGGGGUUUUUACACAGCAGGGACGCUGUACCGGAUCACCAUGUCCCUGUUCCAGACGGCUCUGGGCUUCCUGGCCGGUACCGGUUCCGGAGCCGCGAGCCGGGACCAGCACGACUUCGUGGGUCAGGUGGUGGAGCUCGGAGACACCAAACUCCGCAUCAAGAGGGUCAUUGCUGAGGGUGGCUAUGCGUUUGUGUAUGAAGCUCAGGACCUGGGUAACAACAGAGACUAUGCUCUGAAGAGACUUUUGUCCAAUGAGGAAGAGAAGAACAAGGCCAUCAUCCAGGAAGUCUGCUUCAUGAAAAAGCUGUCCGGUCACCCCAACGUGGUUCAGUUCUGCUCAGCAGCGUCCAUCAGUAAAGAGGAGUCUGACACGGGCCAGGCCGAGUUCCUCAUCCUCACUGAGCUCUGUAAAGGUCAGCUGGUGGACUUUGUGAAGAAGGUGGAGCUAAAGGGGGCGAUGUCAUGUGACACCGUGCUGAAGCUCUUCUACCAAACGUGUCGCGCCGUCCAGCACAUGCACAAACAGAAACCGCCAAUCAUACACCGGGACCUGAAGAUUGAGAAUCUGUUGAUCAGCCAGCAGGGGACGAUAAAGCUGUGUGACUUCGGCAGCGCCACCACCGUCACACACUACCCCGACUACAGCUGGAGCGCACACAAGAGGUCCAUGGUGGAGGACGAGAUCACCAGAAACACGACGCCGGCGUACAGGACUCCGGAGAUGAUCGACCUCUAUUCCAACUUCCCCAUCAAUGAGAAACAGGACAUAUGGGCUCUGGGCUGUAUCCUGUACCUGCUGUGUUUUAAGCAGCACCCAUUUGAGGACGGAGCAAAGCUCAGCAUCGUUAACUGCAAAUACAGCUUUCCGGAGAACGAGAGCCGCUACGCCGUCUUCCACCAGCUCAUCCGCUCCAUGUUGAAGGUGAACCCUGAGGAGCGUCUGUCCAUCACUGAGCUGGUCAAUCAGCUUCAGGAAAUUGCAGCCGCCCGCAACGUCAACCCUAAAUCCCCCGUUACCGAGCUGCUGGAACAGAACGGAGGAUUCGGCAACGCCGCACCACCGCUCACACACACUAACAACGCACACCCCGCAGGUGUGUAUGGUGCUGAUCCUGACCAGGGGAUGGGAGGCUUCCUGGACAUCCUUAAAGGAGGAACGGAGCGCUUCCUCACCAACAUCAAAGACACGUCUUCUAAAGUUAUCCAGUCUGUGGCCAGCUAUGCUAAGGGAGAUCUGGACCUGUCCUACAUCACCUCCAGAAUAGCAGUCAUGUCGUUCCCAGCUGAAGGGGUGGAGUCAGCCAUUAAGAACAACAUCGAGGACGUGCGUCUGUAUCUGGACUCUCGGCACGCGGGUCACUACGCUGUGUAUAACCUGUCCAGACGCUCGUACAGACCAGUUCGCUUCCACAACCGGGUGUGGGAGUGUGGCUGGCAGGUGCGGCGUGCUCCCACUCUGACGAGUCUGUACAGUGUGUGUAAGAACAUGCACCAGUGGCUCAAACAGGACCAGAGGAACAUCUGCAUCGUACACUGCUUAGACGGACGUGCAGCGUCAGCUGUAGCGGUGUGUUCGUUCCUGUGUUUCUGUCGUCUCUUCUCCACAGCCGAGGCCGCGGUGUACAUGUUCAGCAUGAAGCGCUGUCCACCGGGUAUCACACCCUCACACAAAAGGUAUAUCGAGUACAUGUGUGACAUGAUGGCGGAGGAGCCCAUAAUUCCCCACAGCAAGCCCAUAAUGCUCCGCUCCAUCGUCAUGACGCCCGUGCCGCUCUUCAACAAGCAGAGAAAUGGCUGCCGGCCCUUCUGUGAGGUAUACGUAGGAGACGAGCGAGUCGCCACCACCUCGCAGGAAUACGACAGGAUGAGGGACUUUAAGAUUGAGGAUGGCAGAGCUGAGAUUCCCCUCAAUGUGUUGGUGCAGGGAGACGUGCUGGUUGUCAUCUACCACGCUCGCGCCACACUCGGAGGACGCCUUCAGGCCAAGAUGGCUUCCAUGAAGAUGUUCCAGAUUCAGUUCCACACCGGUUUUGUUCCUCGAAACGCCACAACCGUCAAAUUUGCCAAGUAUGAUCUGGAUGCAUGUGACAUCCAGGAGAAAUACCCUGACCUGUUCCAAGUGAACCUGGAUGUGGAGGUGGAGCCUCGUGAUCGCUCCGCCCACAAGACUCCGCCCUGGGAGAACUUCUCCACUAAAGGCCUCAAUCCCAAGAUCCUGUUCUCCAGCCGAGACGAGCAGCAGGAGAUCCUGGCCAAGUUCGGGAAGCCAGAACUUCCUCGGCAGCCUGGUUCCACAAUGUUCUAUGACUCGGGCUGCGCAGAGCCAGAUGGUUCUCCUGAAGAGCGGAAUGCAGACUCUCCCUCACCUCCCAGCACCAGCACAGACUCCAACGCUAACAACUUCUUCCAGACCCUGGACUGGGAGGACAUGGGCGGGCCGCACCAUCACGCUGACGGUGUGUCUGGACCAAUGGACGAGCAGGACGAUCAGAGUGGCGGCGAAUCGGGCGAGGAAUCUGUCUCUUACUCCGCCCCUGCAGAGGGAACCCUGUCACGGGAUGCGAGUGAACCUCUGUUUGAGGCGGAGUUCACGACCUCUGACCCCCAGCCUGACACGGAGGACCUGCUGGGCCUGAACUCCGACCCCUGCCCUCCGAGCGUCGCCCCGGAAACAGGAAUGAAGAGUUGCUCCAGUAACAGUGAUUUGCUGAAUGACCUGUUUGGCUCCGCCCCUGGCCCCUCCCAUACAGGGGACACGGAGGAUCUGUUCUUCAGCAACACGUCCAGCCAGCCUUCAGCUGCCCCUGCUGCCCCCAACACAACUGCCCCCACUUCUACUGCCCCCAAAGUGAAUGACAUCUUCGACCCGUUUGGCGUGGGGUCAGGGGGCACGGGUGGAUCAGACCUGUUUGGUGACCUGCUCGGGUCAGAGAGCAGUGGUUUCAAAGCUCCACCUCCUGCCACUAACUCCAGCCUCUUCAACCUCAAUAAGCUCACGGGGGAUGUGCCCAAGAUGACAUCAUCAGCGAGUCAGCCUGAUUUAUUGGGUGGCUGGGACAGCUGGACCACCGGAACCUCCUCCGGCACGGCAGCUAGCAUGUCUGCUAAUGCUAAAAAACCCGCCUUCACUGCUCCAGGUGUGUCCUCGUCCUUCUCGAAGACCAAGUCUCAGAGCUUUGACCCCUUCGCUGACCUCGGUAACCUGGGCUCCACUCUGCCAGGCUCCUCCAGCAGCGGGUUCUCAGGUUCUGGAUUUAAAGCAGCGCCCCCUGCUGGAGCAGCAAAGAGCUCGAGUCAGUCAUGGCAGCAGCAGCAGCAGCCACCGCCCUCGUCUCGACCCGCUAAUAAACCAUGGGCACCUCCGAGCUCCGCCCCCAAACCCAGCACCACCCAAUCAGCAAAGCCCAACUACAACCUCAACUUCAGUGUGAUUGGAGGACGAGAGGAGCGAGGACGCAGGGGGCCGGGAUUUGGUCCGAAGCCCAAAGUGAAGGAGGAUGAUUUUGAGGAUUUGUUAUCCACUCAGGGAUUCGCCUCCAAACCGGAUAGAAAGGGAGGGCCGCGCACCAUCGCUGAGAUGAGGAAGCAGGAACUGAGUAGAGAUAUGGAUCCCCUCAAACUACAGAUUUUGGACUGGAUCGAGGGGAAGGAGAGGAAUAUCCGCGCUCUGCUCUCCACGUUGCACACGGUGCUGUGGGAGGGAGAGACGCGCUGGAAACCCGUCAACAUGGCCGACCUGCUCUCACCUGACCAGGUGAAGAAGUUCUACAGGAAAGCAGCGCUCAUCGUCCAUCCUGACAAGGCGGCGGGGCAGCCGUACGAGCAGUACGCCAAGAUGAUCUUCAUGGAGCUGAAUGAUGCCUGGUCCGAGUUCGAGAACCAAGGAUCUAAAGCGCUGUUCUGAGUGACGGUACCACACGCUUCUCUCUCUCAGGAAACAGCGAGAGAGGGUGAUGGAGAGAUGGAGAGAGAAACCUGCUACAGAGAGAAAGUGCAGAAUUAACACACGUCUCUGUAAACCCAACAUGCCUUUAAACAGCCAGACAGACAGGGGACGGACAGAGGAAUGGACCUGUCUGUCUCUCAGUGAAAGGACAGACCGUUGGAGGAGGAAAUUCUCACCUGCUCUCACACCGUGUGUGUGUGUGUGUGUGUGUGUGUGUGUGUGUGUGUGUGUGUGUGUGUGUGUGGUCGUCGUAUGGCUAAGGGAACAACAGUGAAAGAAAUACGAGUCACUUAUUGAUCUUUAUUUUUGUGUUUUUUUUUUUCUUUUUUCUUAAUCUUAUUUUUCUGUUAUCUCUUUCUGGUAUUUAUGUUGCUCGUUACUUAUCACCAAUCAGCGUGUGUGUGUGUGUGUGUGUGUGUGUGUGUGUGUGUGUGUGUUGUUCAGGUCUGUCUCACUCUGAGUUGAAUCGUCUCCGUGUUUAUGAACAGCUCGUAAGUCCUAUUUAUUGUUCGUGAGGCUGCACGCAGGCUGCUGAUGUCACACCUGAGGAGAAAAACACCAUGAUGAAGCGCGUGUGUGUGUGUGUGUGUGUGUGUGUGUGUGUGUGUGUGUGUGUGUGUGUGUGUGUGUGUGUGUGUGUGUGUAAAGCUAAAAUCAUUCCAAAGCAUCUACAGAUGUGAAUGUGCUUUAUAUAAACAUUCUUAUCAGCUGGAAUGUAUCAUGACCUUUACUUCCCUCCUCGUCUACACUUUUGUUUUCUUUCCCUCGUUUUUCAGGGACGCACUGAUUCGAGAUCUGAAAAAAAAAAAAAGUGGAUUAAAUUAGAAAGGACAUACAACAUUCUGAUCUGCUCCACUGUGUUUAAAUCAUUAAUAAUCAUUAAUAAUCAUUAAUAUCGAUUACCAGCAAUCUGUCUGUCCUUAAAGCAACACUUCUUAAUCCACUUCAGAGCUCUGAUCCUGGUGCGUCCCUCAUUUCUUCUUUUUCUUUUUGCCCCUAAAAAAAAAAAAAAAGACCAAAUGUAAAAUAUUAACCUGUGUAUCACAAGAGGAUGUGUGUGUGUGUGUGUGUGUGUGUGUGUAUGAGAGAGAAAAUGAAGCUUUUUUUGUUCAUGAAUCACUAUUUAACCAAUUUCUACAAGAGGACUGACUACAGAUUUUAGCUCAUGGUUGAAACUAUUUUGGGGGAAACUAUGUUAAGAAAAAAAAGCAGUGAUGCUGAAGGACUUGUGCAGUAUUUGUGGCAUUCGAGACGCUAAUCAUGACCCUGCGCAUGCUGUGGAAUAAAGAGUGAUUAAUCGUGUGCUAGAUGAUGUCAGGCUCAGUGGCAGUGGGUGGCAGGGUGGAGAUACACACACUGUAACACAGUGGAGUCUGAAGCCUUCACCUGUGUGUGUGUGUGUGUGUGUUCGAGCACAGCACACUAACCAGCAGCACAAUAUUCACACAUCCAGCACGCACCAUGUUUUCUAAUCACGCUCACGUCAGAAACAUCUGCCAGCAUCAGGACUGGCCGCUUCCAAACUUCUCCCAUUUCUAGAUGGAAAAAACUGAGAAGAAAGAAAUCUCGCCAUUCUGAGACAGUAAGGAAGCAGGAGCUGUACGACUAUACACGUUUUAAACUGCACUUCAGUUAACACACACACACACACACACACACACUUCAGCUUCAGUACUAUUUUACAUCACACUGUUAAUGAUGAAAAGAAAUAAAUAAGUGCAAUAAAUGUGCAGAUUAUAUUACACUGUUUAAUGACGUAUCAAUUCUUAAAAUGUUUUUUUUGCAUUGUUUACACCAAAUAAACAUGAGAAAAGCGGAUCAGGUUUAACACAGCAGCUAUAGAGAAGGAGCUGUAGAGAAGGAGCUAUAGAGAAGGAGCUGUAGAGAAGGAGCUAUAGAGAAGGAGCUAUAGAGAACAACGGCCCAGUCCAACAUUUCUCCAUUUGCAGCUACAAACUGAAUGUACAGUGUGACCUCUGUUGCAUGUUUUUUUCAGUUGACUCAGUGAGCGCAGUGCAGCGAGGAAACUCCUCCCAGCUUAAUGAUGGAUGGAGGAGGUGACGUCUACAUCAGUGUGUGACUCUAAGCUAGCUGAGUGUUCUCUCACACACACUCACACACUCACACAAAGUGAUAACGUAUUAACGCAAAAGAACGAUUUUGUCCAGCGUGAUUCUGUGCACAUGACUGUAGAAUCGCCUUCAUCUAGCAUGAAAUAUAUUCAUCAUUAAUAAUUAAAGGACAUUUAGCUGCUUUAUUGACCGUCGACAUUCUCACAACCUCCAGGUUCAAGUGAGGAACCUUUUUUUUUGCUCAUGAUAACACAAUAAACCGUGACUAGCUUGUUCUCGGUGCAUGGCUGCUGGUUAGUGUGCAUUCAGAGGCUGUGAUCAUGUGGCAAAUGUGAACAGUUUUGUUGCGAGACCUCGUUUCUACAGCGUGGACGCAGUGCUUGUUGGUAAAAACAUCUUCAGCAUCUUUAGAUUUAAAAAGGAAAUUUAUGAUUGUGAUCAGACUGAACAUGACGAUGAUGAUGAUGAUGAUGAUGAUUUCUCUCAGUGCUCAUCAGUGUGUUCUUGUUUAUCCUUCUAUCAUGUGGAGGAUCAGAACUCUGUAAAAUAAUGCUCUAUUUUGGUAAAGGACAUGCCUCUUUAUUUUUUAGGUUUUUUUUUUCCACAGAUGUUAAAGUCAUUCAGGGCCUUAUAUCUUAGUUUCCUAUUAUUUUCUUAAAUCAAUCUUACUGAAGACUGAUUUACACGAUGCGCCUGUUUUUGUUCUUUUGGACUGUAUGAAAAAUAAACCACAAUCAACAUGUAGAUCAGACUGAAGCGUUUUUACUUCUGGCUUCUACACUACGCUUAACCUGUUAACGGCUUUUAAUCCAUCAUUCAUCACGUUCCUCUAAUCUUAACUUAUCAUCGCUUUAAGGUUUUAAACCUAAACCCAGUGCCUUGUUGUAGAGGUGUGUCUGGGACAGGAAGGAAGAAAGCACUCUGUCACACUGUUCUAGGAAAAUAAUCAACGAUGGGGUGGUGUAAUCAACCUGACUUACUGUCACCACCCUGAAGUUGAUUAUUUACCUAUAACUGCAUGUCCCCCAGAAAGUGUUUUUCCUCUUAUACUAUAGCAAUUUGCCAGCAAUUACAGUUUUUGAAUCUGGUGUGCAUCAGGACUGAGACUCGACAGGAAAAAAAAAAAAAAAAAAACAGGAAAUAUGAAGCUCACAGGAAAAAUAAACGCCACAUUCAUCAACAUGAGAGUGCAGAUGUCUUCUCGAGGAGUUUUUCCCUGCCACUCAUUCAGUAUGGAUCAAAAUCUACAUCUGGAUUUGUGUCUAAUGUUAAAAGUGCUAUAUGAAUGAUCUAAGAAUAUAAAAGGUGAUCUCUGACCUGUAGUGAUGAGCUGAGCUCCUCUGCAGGUCCUCACAGCUCCAGACCCCUGGUGCCUUCUGUAGAGACGUUUAUCCUCCACGUCAACACCUACACACAAAGACCUGUGUUUAUAAUCUGAGAAAUCCAAGUUGAGCUUUGAAACUUGAUCAUCACACUGAGAUACACACACACACACUCGUACCACCUGGUCACUGAGUCACCCAUGCAGAUGGAGAUACAGCGCUGUGCAGUGUGUCUCAGGACCAUCACUAUUCACAUCAAACUCUGGAGUUUGUUGGAAACAGAGCCUCAUAUCUCGGCUUUGGAGUGAGAUAUUCAGACCAAACCUGCGCUCCUGUGUACGUCUCGACCUCAGUAACCCACGGUGUGAAUUUGGGGAGAAUCUGAAAAAGUCGAAUUUUUCACCCGAAAAAACACAAAGGGUAACCCCUUACAGUAUUUUUGGGUGAAAAAUUUGACUUUCUCUGAUCUUCUUCAUAUUCACACGGUUGGUUACUGAGGUCGAGACGUAGACAGGAGCGCAGGUUUGGUCUGAAUAUCACACUCCAAAGCCGAGAUAUGAGCCGUCAGUUUCACACCAAUUACACUCAAUAUAAUAUACAGGACAUACUAAUUUACACACUCGCUAUAAAUCACACACUGCUAGAAUUCCUGCAAUGCAAUUAACUCUUCAGACUUUGUUCUCAUUCAGUUUUCAUGUAAUUCUGAUUUUAUUUUGACUCACUUACAAAGCGAGGUGUUUGAUGCAAAAAAAAAAAUAAAUAAAAAAACCAGAGGCCUUGAUGUGGAGCCGGAGUUCUGCUCGUCUGACCCUCAAUCCCAGAAUUCUGUUCAGCGUAGAACUGAGAGAGAGUUAACACACGACGAGGGAAAAUCACAAAUCUCACGCUCCUGCCAGCGAUCAUUCAGUUUAGUGAUGAUUAUUGUCUCAUGUCAUUAUCAGCACACACCUCAACCUUAAUCCAAAUGUUCUUCUGAAAGCCAGCACUCCAUGUGUGUGUGUGUGUGUGUGUGUGUGUGUGUGUGAGAGAGUGAGGUAUUAUGUAUGAAUCAGACUCGUCAGGCAGGAGAACACGGCCGUUAUUUUAAUCAGUAACGUCUGUACAGUUUGUUGCAUUGUUGAUUUUGAGAAUUCAAUAAAGUGUAAAUCUUCA